GCGCCGAAGCGAGAGGAGGGUGUGUGCCGUUGCGCCCGUUCCCGUCUGCGUCUGUACGAGUUCAACGUGUGUGUGAGAGGCACAAGUGAAGUGACAUGAUUUCUUCGAAACUACAUACAGCUGCCGAACUGGUGGAUAUUAUCUGAUGACAGAACGUGUGUCAGUGUUCUUCAGUGGUGAAGUGCUUUUGCUUUUCUCCCCGCGGGGGGACGGUGCCCUUCACGUAAAGGGAAGUCCGACGUCCUGUUUCGUAGACGUCUGGGAUGCGGAAUUCAACGCCCCAGAAUGAAGGAACACUUUUAUGAUAAUAGUCCUUUGGGCUUUGCCUCAUCACCAAAGUUCCAAACUAUGGACUCGGAUUUCUCGCGAGAUGAGUGGUCGCCCGGCCCUUGGAGUCCUGCAGAGGUUUUAGUAGCAAGAACUCUCACAUGUUUAUGUGCCACAUUAGCGUCUCGCUUCUACAGGUUCCUAGCCAGAUUCUCGGGCAGGAGACGCGCGCCGCCGCAGGCCCGGCCGGCUGUAGGGCGGCAACACCCCUGCAGGAUGCCGCCCCCGCUCGCCACCAUAGUGCUAGUCGUCUCUACCGUCCUCAGCAUAGCGGAGGCAUGCUCGAGCAGGUCGACGCCCAAGCCGCGGUCCGCAGCCCCCACGGCGCGGCCCAACGUCACAUUCCACACGUACGAUUGCCCGCCGACCUACGCCAAGUGGUACUGCCUCAACCACGCCACCUGCUUCGUCGUCAAGAUCGGCGAUUCCCUCCUCUACAAUUGCGAGUGUGCAGAUGGGUACAUGGGACAAAGGUGCGAAUACAAAGACUUGGAUGGAACUUACUUACCAUCCCGGCAGCGUGUUAUGCUAGAGACGGCCAGCAUUGCAGGUGGUGCCACAAUUGCUGUGUUCCUUGUUGUUUUUGUUUGUAUAGCUGUUUACAUUCACCUACAGCGAAAACAAAAAGAACUACGAGCCAGUUGUACAGACGGUAGCAGUCGAGACCUCGAACAACGACCUUUCAGUAGAGAUGUACUGGCCAUCUCCAUUGGUAGAUCGAAUCAGACUCAGAACUCAUCUGAAUCUCAUAUGCCAGUGGAAACAGCAGGCUUCACUACGCUUGUUACUCAUGCCGGCACAGAACAGUUGCCUAGCAGUCAGUGGCACCAACCUGUGUCGAGAGCGUGAAGAAUGUGAAUAGUUCCGUCUGUUAUUAUUUCGUAUAAGUAUUUUGCUUGAUGAAAAUAUAUUUAUUGUAUUGUAUAAGACACAUACAGUUUGGCAGCCAGAAAAUGGAUGUGUUAAUCACUCAGCAUGUGAAUAUUGAGAUAGAUCCACAGUGGUUUAGACAUGUGUUCAGUUUGUGAAGUAACAUUCUGUUGCUUCUUAUGUUGUUAAUUUCUUUCAUUUCUUUUCUUCUUCUUUUUUUUUCUUUUUACUAAAUAAGACUGCCUUAUUUCCCUGAUACAUUAGCAUGGUAACUGACUGUUUGGUAUGGAUGAAUAUUUUUACAGUGGCAGCAACUGUAUCAGUUUAAUGACAAAAGUAUUGCCUUUUUUAUGCCUCGCAGAGGAAUAUAGUCUGUCUGAUGUUAGAGUAGGCUUAUAUAUCUGUUUCUUGCUGGCAGGCGAGUAGCUGUGCUUUGAUAAAAACGCUUAUUCACAAAUAUUCAUGUUCAACCUCUUGUACUGACUGAUACAUAGGAGGAAAACCUUGUUAUUAUAGUAUUACACCUGCAAUAGAAACAGAUGUAAUGGCAUUUCAUUAGUGAGCUGACAGUUGAUACCGAUAUGUACUAAGUCAUUACAUAUUGUGUUCUGGCACGAGUGAUUCCACUUAUUACAUGAUAUGUGGGACACUAACCUAGUUAUGUAUGACAGCGUCAGGAUAAUUAUUAUCCUAUGUAAUUACUGUAAAGCAAAUUAUCUAGUAAUCACAACACAUUCCGUUCACAGUGACUUUCUUUAAUUUGUAUUUAUUUAUUAUUGUCAAAUCGCGGUUGCUAAGUUAAUCAUUACAUCAUAGACCUAACAGAAAUUUUUCAGUUCUCAUUCAUUUGUUAUUUAUUUUAUUUUUGGUUCUAAAUACAGAAUUUGUGUUUAUUUUCACAAACAAUAUUUCCCUGUAACUGUUGGAAGCACGAUAAUUCUCUGUAAUGCCAGGAAACAGUUUAGUUUCAUUCUGUAUCAAAAGUUGAAUAUUUUGUAUGCAGAGUAGUCCAUUGGAAGAUACUGAAAUAAAAUUUGUUUAUUGCGCUGGAAGAUGAGUUAACAUAUUCAUUAAUUAAACUCUGGCAGCUGUAAUAUUAAUGUUGUUUUUGUAAUAUAUGUAAAUAGUAACAAAAGUAUAAAAGUGGAAGUAUUCCAAGGUAAGAAAGAUUAAAAGUCUUCUCAUAAUUUUUGAAAAUCUGAAAGUAUGCAUAUAUUUAUGUGUAUGUUCGUGCAUUUGAUACCGGACUAUUUCCGUACUAACAUGUAUAUUUUGUAGAUAUUGAGAAGAGCCUCUGUUUUCAUCUCUGUACAAAUUUUUCAUAAUCUUACAGAACAUACUACUUAUUUCCAUUCUUCAUUUAUAAUUACUUGGUUCCUAAUUUAUUAUUAUUGCUAUUAUUAUUUUUAGAAGUUAGCACUUGUAUUCUAAUCCAGUUAUAAGUUUGCAUAUGGUGUACAUAUAUGUGUGCCUGAAAAAUAGAAUGUAUGGAGAUGAAUGUAUGUGUAAUUAGCCUUCUUGGCAGCUGUUGUCCUGUCUGGUAAUUUGCUGCGUUUCAUUCCAGCUUCCUCUUGCUAACUUGGAAGGAACAUUGUUGUUACUGAUAACACUAUACCUUGGCUGCAAGUUUUAUUUUUAUAUUAAAAAUUUCUUGUUUCUCUUACACAUGAAUACCAAAGAUAUAAAGUUAAUAUUUAAUAUGAGGCCAACUUUCUCCCUCAAUAAUCCAUACCAAAGUUUCAGUCAUAAUAACUGUAUAUGCAAAUAUAUGACUUCUGCAGUGUGAAGAAUUCUGUAGAAAUGAGCACCUAGCCUCAGUUACAGAUGUUUCAAAAGGAAAGUGUCAGCAUAUGUGAUGGUGGAAGAGACUAACCAUUCUUAAUAAUUAAUUGCAGCAGUUAAAACUAAAUUGUUAAUUAGAAGAGUAGCAAUGAUAUAUUCUAAAUUUUGCCCGUAUUUAUUACUCACAUGCUGAGUUUAGCUUCAAUGUGAUAUGUCAGCUUUUAAAUGUGUAUGUGUAUGUAUAUACACAAUGAUAAGUAUUCCAAAAAGCAGUUAUGCACUGAACAUAUUCCAUAGUUAUGUUAAUUGUUAAUGUUCCUAGAGUAAUUAUCCUCACAAAAAUUUCAACUAAACAGACUUAUUUUAGACAGUUGUACCAUGGCUGCAUGUUGUUCUGGUAUUGUCUAAAUAAUGUUGCACUUUGUUUAUCUUUAUUUACGUGCAGAGUUAUCUUCAUCAGAAUAACUCAGCAAGUCAACAGCUAUUUCAUACUAGUACACAGUAUAUGAGACAGAUUGUGAUGUAUUUGCAUUCAAUAGCAUUUAGAAUUCACACAAUAUUUCACAGAUUCUCAGGUAUUCAACAAAACAGUGGAAACACAAAUUCCUCGUAAUGUAUUCUUGCCACCAAAUAUGCGUAAAUGUCCUUCAAAACUAGUCACUGGUGUGAGCAAGAGUGAGAGCAUUUGCAUGAAUGUAGAUUUUUUGAUUUAACUUUUACAGUGCAUUAUACUUCAGUGUUUUUCUAUGUCCAAAGAUUCAGUGUUUCAAUUGUCUUUAAUUAUCAUGGUAAUGUAUUCCAUACUUAAAACAUCUACAUGCUUUAAUGUUUAAUUUAUGAGUUAUAGUUGGUAAUAUCUGUGUAUGAAGACAUUGCAAAUGUUGUACAUAGUAUUAUGCUUCCUUUUUAUAAACUCUUAUUUUUAAUAAUUUGUUGUGUUCCUUAUGCUCAGAAAAUAAUUUUCUAAAAUGUAUUUCAUGUUGUUAAAAUUGUAAUAAUUGUUGUUAUGGUUGGUGUAUUGUCAUGAAUUUGCAAGUAAAUUUUUUAAAAAGCAAAAAUAUGUGUAACACAGUUUCUUUAUGGAUACUGUCCUCCACUUCCAGAAUCGCACUUCUGUGUUGUAAAUCUUUCGGUCCUGCCAUUUGUUUUAGUUACAUCCAGUAUAAUUUGUAGUAUUACUGUUAAAUUUCAUUCUAAUGUGUGCAUUAACAUAAACAAUAAUUCAUACAUAUCACGGAUCUUGAAUUUGGAUCUCUGAUUGUAGGAUGCGCUUAAAUUUAAAUAUUGGCAUAAACUGAAUUUAAUGUGUAGUAUUUUAUGGGGCAGAUAUAAAAGUAAAAAAAAAAAUCCAAAGUAAUGUUUUCUGUACCAGAAGUGUGAUUUUUUGGAAAUGGCGGCUGUUAGAGAUUAGAAUGCAGUUAAAGGAUUAGGAAUACCUGCAGCCAUGGUAUUUGCCAGUGACAAAUUUUUUAAUUUAUUUUGAAACAAUCAGAUAUAAAUAACAUUGAUGUCUACAGUCUUCUAAUACAGCUCUCUCACUGCCAGAUGCUUAUUUAAUUGAAGCAUCUAGUUGGCAGUGUAAGAAAAGUAUUAAGUGUCUUCACAUCUUAACGACACAUUGUGUAUCAGGUGCAGUUUAAUUUUGGAAAUAAAGUACUCAGUUAUGUGGAGCUUUAUGAAAUGUAACAGAAUCUCAAGAAAUUGAAACUAAGAUGUUUGUGAUACAAAAAUGUUUCCACACAGCCAUUUUAUUCUGAAAUUGCCAGACUAAUACUGCAAAGGAAUAUUAUGGCAUAGCCACAGAGCACUCGCUGUAUUAUUAUUUUAUAUAAGCUCACCAGCACAAUUUAGGCAAUAGUUGUUGUACUGAAUCUGAAGUAAAACUGCGGUAGCCUUCAGUAAUAAAA
Messenger RNA from Schistocerca serialis cubense, 4886 nucleotides. RefSeq names its product protein spitz-like. The record is from RefSeq and is a predicted model, not a curated record. Lineage: Eukaryota; Metazoa; Arthropoda; Insecta; Orthoptera; Acrididae. The coding region runs from base 286 to 1176 and encodes 296 amino acids. Gene Ontology annotation, molecular function: receptor ligand activity; epidermal growth factor receptor binding. Gene Ontology annotation, biological process: epidermal growth factor receptor signaling pathway. The transcript is spliced from 7 exons.